Molecule: messenger RNA, 737 nt
Organism: Dacryopinax primogenitus
Lineage: Eukaryota; Fungi; Basidiomycota; Dacrymycetes; Dacrymycetales; Dacrymycetaceae
Exons: 1
Coding region: 1-558 (185 amino acids)
Source: RefSeq, a predicted model, not a curated record
AUGGCAAUGCAUGCUGGAAAUGGUUUGCCGUUCGACAUAUGGAACGAUAUCGUCGCUAUUGUUGAAGACCGAAACGACUUGGUCCAACUCUGCCUCGUCAAUUCCAUGAUCAACCGCAUCGCAGCACGGCGCCUAUACACCUCCCUUUCCUUUGGGAAGGCCAAGAACAUAGCCAAGUGCUAUCGUACGAUGAUGGGAAACGCAAUCUUGGCGGGUCACGUCGUUGCACUGCGAUUCGCAUCAACACGAUACUACACCUUCGACCUCUCAGUCUAUAGCGAAGACCGAACCGCAAACUGGCUUCCUGCGGCCGCCUUUCUGCGCCUUAUAUUUCGGUUGAUUGGAUGUCUAGUUAACCUUAAGGAACUCGACUUCCCAUACGACUUCGGUCAAUACGCCAUAUCUCUAGCUUUCUCAGUUAACCUCGGCCAGCUGCGACCCCGCUUGUCAAAGUUUGGAUUCACCAAUUUGUACGGAUGCUCAGCCCUUCCCCUCCUUCGUACGCAGAGCUCGUUAGAAUAUCUCCUCCUGGAAUAUUCUAUUUUCCUUGCCACUUAGCUAGAAAAUCUCCCGCGAGACGCACUUCCUCGACUGCGCAGUUUCGUCUGCGAUAGCUAUUUUGGCGCCCAAAUCGUACGGGGACGACCAGUUGAGGAGUUUUGUCUAAGCAGCGGGUGGCGAUGCGGCUUUCUACCUUAUGUACAUCCUUUUUCGUGGUUGGCACAUCUUCAAAUGUC